This is a messenger RNA of Amaranthus tricolor (Joseph's coat), 1722 nucleotides long. RefSeq lists its product as uncharacterized. The coding region runs from base 194 to 1042 and encodes 282 amino acids. The record is from RefSeq and is a predicted model, not a curated record. NCBI's taxonomy places the organism in Eukaryota, Viridiplantae, Streptophyta, Magnoliopsida, Caryophyllales, Amaranthaceae. The transcript is spliced from 5 exons.
UUUUUUUUUCUUGUAAUCCACAAAUUUCUCAAUCCAUGUCGAGUACUCCAAAUUCCAAACUUAACCAUGAAAACGAAAGGGAAGGACUAGGGAGGCUGGAGUAGCGUACAUUAGUAGAGGAAUUUGGGUUAUGUCUUAGUUUGAACAAAAAUUCCUAGGUUUAGAGUUGGUAGUAAGAGGAUUAGGAAACAAGAUGAGCAGCGAGGAAACGGGAAUAGCUGGGGAAGAAGAAGCAGAAAUGGAGGAGGUAGUAAGAGUAAAAUUGGGAUGUUAUGGUGGAGUUGUGAAGCUUGUGGAAGACCCAUCAGAGGAAAUUAUGCUUUUAUGGGGUCUUCGGCAACCCAUCUAUUCUAACCCUAAUGCUUAUGUUCUUCAAUCUUCUCUAUCGCUUCGUCUUGAUGCUUGUGGUCAUUCUCUUCGCAUUCUACAGUCUCCCUCUUCUCUGAUGACCCCUGGAGUAACCGGAGCAGUGAUGUGGGAUAGUGGUGUCGUUUUAGGGAAAUUUUUGGAGAAUGCAGUGGAUUCAAAACGCCUUCUUCUUCAAGGCAAAAAAGUUGUUGAGUUGGGUUCUGGCUGUGGAUUAGUUGGCUGCAUUGCAGCACUUUGUGGUGCCCAGACUAUUUUAACAGAUCUUCCUGACAGACUGAGGCUCUUGAAAAAGAAUGUUGAAGCCAAUAUAAACUCGAAUGAUAUCCUUGGUUCUGCAUCAGUCUGUGAGCUCACCUGGGGUGAAGAUCUCGAUCCACAAAUGCUUGAUCUAUUGCCAGAUUAUGUGCUAGGUUCAGAUGUCAUCUACAAUGAAGACGCUGUAAGAGAUUUAUUGUCAACAUUACAACAGCUUUGUGGUACGCACACAACAGUAAUUGUGUCUGGGGAACUUCGUAAUGAUAGUGUUCUUGAAUAUUUUCUGGAGGCUGCCAUGGAAAAUUUUUCAAUUGGUCAAGUUGAUCAAUUGGAGUUUCACUCUGAGUAUCGCAGUAAUCGAGUUGUGAUCUAUAUUUUGGUAAAGAAGAAUUUUGAGGAAUGUGCUAAUGAUAACUAAUUUAUUUUUGAGGAUUAUGUCACCUGGUCAAGUUGCUUGGUAAAAUAUUUUUUUCCUGCAUUCUCUUUUGAACCUAAGGGUUGGUUUGGUUUGGUUUGGUUCAAUUUAUGUAAAUGCUUUGGUGUCACUUUUCAAGCGACUCUUUUAGUGAAGUAUUGCAUAAGCUUGUUGGAUCGUGCUUGACUUAUGACUCGCGAGUAAAGAUCUUCAACAAAGACCAGUCAGACUCACCAUUGUGGAUUAAGAAGUCUAUCUAAAGGCCUCAAACACACAUACAAGCAUAUGCCGAUUGGGCAUUUCUCAAUAAACAAUUGGACCUGCAUCCCAAUCAUACAGGUACACAUAAUAUUUACUAAAGAAAAAACCUUGAUAUUAUAUGAUACUCCCUUCGUUUCAGUAACAUUGUCCCAUUUGGUUUUUUUGACGUCAUUCACAGUUCACUCUUAAUUUGUAUUUUAUUCUUAAUCUAUAAGUUAAAACAUAGUCAAAUGGGAUCUUGUUUGAUUCGUCUCAACGCAAGGAUUAUUAAUAUCAAUUUUUUGUAAUUUUUAGUUAUGAACACGCAAGGAUUAUUAAUAUCAAUUUUUUGUAAUUUUUAGUUAUGAACAAUUAAAGAUAUUAAAGUUUCAAUAAUUGCUUUGGCAAAUGUGCCGAAACUAAAUGGGAUAAUGUUGCUGAAA